AUGAACUGUCAAGGACUUAACAGUAGCGGCGUAAUCUCGUGGCGGACAACCGUAUUUCCGUUCAAUACCGGGUGAUGAAAAAUGACAGGAAAGUAAGUUCGCUAGUCCGUUAAAGUGUAUAAAUAAUUGAACUCGCGGUCGCUUAUCGGAGUAAACAAAACUUUAUAGUGAAAUGAGUCAGGGAUCAAGGUUCAACAGCAGUGAUGUUUAAAGAGGGAGAUAGUGAGAAAAGAGAAUAAAAGAAAGAGAAAGUAUAACAGAGAGAGGGAGAAAUACAAAGCCAUAGGGCAGCUGAAGGGAAGCUGGCGUCCACUCACAAUUGCAACGAUCAUAUCAGUUAAAUGUCAAACUAACGCGAUUUCGCUAUAUCACAUCGUAUCACAUCGGUUGGAGCAUCUGUCAUUUCACGACCGUGACAUUGAUCUUGAAACAUUGUGCAGUGCACAGGAAUCAAGAGGUUAUUUGCUUUAUCGAUGAGAAGAUUUCAAUUUAAUCAUAGCCAUGGAUACGGAAUUCUCGGAUCAGUUAUAUCGAAUUCAAGCUGUUGAUCGUGCACGUAAAAUACCCAGCGUGAAUUACUUGUGGGAUAAAUCCACAGAGGUGUAUGAACGUGUAAAAGGCACAAACACGUUUGUAAACUGGGCUUUUGACACCGUUGAAAGUGUGUUAAAUACGAUGAUAGAGAAGUCUCUGCCAGUCGCUCGACUGAUGGAGAAACCAAUUUAUACGCUGGAUAAAACAUUGUGCCAGGGUAUCGAUUUUGUCGAAGGGAAUCUGCCAAUAAUUAAAGAAGAACCCCAACAGAUAUUAAAUCGCACCAAAUCUAUGGUAUCCGAACAUCUCCGUCCUGCAGUAAAAACUUUUACUGAUUUAAAAAGGGAAACCAAGCAGAAAGUAAGAGUUAUGACUUUACUUACAUAUUAUAAGGUUCACUAUCUACGUAUCUACAGCUGGCAACAAGCCGACAGAGUCAUGUCAACUGAAACUGGAAUCAGUAUUUUAAAGACCGUCGAUAACACUACUGAUUUUGCUGAAAUUAUGUUGAACAAGUACCUACCUCCAUCAGAGGAAGAGAUUCAUACAGAUACAGAGCGAUUAUGUAGUGAACACGUUAAGCUGCAUCAUACAAUGGAAAGAUUGAGCGAAUUCAGUACUCGAGCAUACAGACGUAUUUAUUACGCAUUAAUGGAGAGGUUGCAGCACAUGUAUAAGAUAGAAAUACUUAUUUUGGUAUUACAUGUUCUUGUGGUCAUUCAAGCGAUCAAGUUCUUGGAAUCGGUAGUGAGUUUAAUUUUUAAAUUAUUUAGUGACUGCCUCUUUUCGUCUUAG
This is a messenger RNA of Cyphomyrmex costatus, 1329 nucleotides long. Its product is annotated as lipid storage droplets surface-binding protein 2. The transcript is spliced from 4 exons. The record is from RefSeq and is a predicted model, not a curated record. Gene Ontology annotation, cellular component: lipid droplet; cytosol. The coding region runs from base 502 to 1329 and encodes 275 amino acids. Gene Ontology annotation, biological process: positive regulation of triglyceride storage; lipid storage. Lineage: Eukaryota; Metazoa; Arthropoda; Insecta; Hymenoptera; Formicidae.